GCCGGAUAUAAGAAAUGAAAGCCCAUAACAUUCAGAGUGAUGAAUAUAUAAACGAAAAAGGGUUGAGUUAGGGUUUGUUUUGUUGAGUGUGAUCGAGCUGCAGCAGCAAUGUCGAAGAGAGGUCGCGGAGGAUCCGCCGGUAACAAAUUCAGGAUGUCACUGGGUCUACCUGUGGCGGCGACGGUGAACUGCGCCGAUAACACCGGAGCUAAGAAUCUCUACAUCAUUUCCGUCAAAGGUAUUAAGGGAAGGUUGAACCGUUUGCCUUCAGCUUGCGCUGGUGACAUGGUGAUGGCCACCGUGAAGAAGGGAAAGCCUGAUCUCCGUAAGAAGGUGCUUCCUGCCGUCAUCGUUCGUCAGCGUAAACCAUGGCGCCGAAAGGACGGUGUUUUCAUGUACUUCGAAGAUAAUGCUGGUGUUAUUGUUAAUCCCAAAGGAGAAAUGAAAGGAUCUGCUAUUACUGGUCCAAUUGCGAAGGAGUGUGCUGAUCUAUGGCCUAGGAUUGCAAGUGCUGCUAAUGCUAUCGUUUAAGUUGUAUUUCUAGUAUUGAUAAGGAUUUUGUUUUUUGCUAUUUGAUGUUGUCCUGUUUUAGAUUGAAUGGAUUUUGAAAUGAUUGAGGAUAGCUUAAAAGUUUUGAAUUUUGUUGUACUGCAAAGUCUUUGAAAGAUAUUAAUUUCUAGUUCUAAAGAGUUGUUUGUGUUUA
Molecule: messenger RNA, 703 nt
Organism: Medicago truncatula (barrel medic)
Lineage: Eukaryota; Viridiplantae; Streptophyta; Magnoliopsida; Fabales; Fabaceae
Product: 60S ribosomal protein L23
Exons: 4
Coding region: 109-531 (140 amino acids)
Biological process (GO): translation
Cellular component (GO): cytosolic large ribosomal subunit; ribosome
Molecular function (GO): large ribosomal subunit rRNA binding; structural constituent of ribosome
Source: RefSeq, a predicted model, not a curated record